CGAAGAAGUAGGAAGAAUUCUGUUUGUGUUGAGACGAGCAAUAAAGGUGAUAAGGUGAUUUAAGAGUCUGUGCGCUGCUCCGGAGAGCAUUCACACCAACUCAGAUCUGUGUCGGCUCAAUUUAUACUAACGUCUCAAGGGUUUUCUUUAAGUAAUGUAAAUGUCUGAGGACCGGGAGACCCAGGAAGAUGAGCUACUUGCUUUAGCAAGUAUCUAUGAUGAGCAGGAAUUCCAACGGGCUGAGUCAGCACAGGGAGGAGAGAUCCAGAUAUGCUUCGAGCUGCCUCCUGAUUUCAAAAUUGUUGUCAAAGGAGAGAAGCAGACAGAAUAUAAUGUCUGCUUCCUGCCGCCCCUGGUGCUUAACUUUGAGCUGCCUGCUGACUACCCAUCCACUUCUUCUCCAAUCUUCACUCUCAGCUCAAAAUGGUUGACCACAGGGCAGAUGAGUUCUCUGUGCCAAUGUCUGGAUGACAUGUGGGAAGAGAACAAGGGUUGUGUGGUUCUUUUCACCUGGGUCCAAUUUCUCAAGGAGGAAGCCCUGGACUUGUUGGGAAUCCGAUCCCCUCUGGAAGUAUUCAGGGCUGGGGUCACCAAGUCACGUGGGGAUCGCAGGAAUGGCGAGGCGACAUCCACAGUUAUGGAGCAUUCCUGGAGCCCAUCUAAAAAUGGAAACAGGGAAUGGAAAAGGAAACCUAGGAUGAAGUCUGAGCCACAGAUGUCGUCUCCUUUGUCGUCAUCAGCUCCUGAGCUCAUGCUGGACCCACGGGCGGUGCUGGCAAUGGACCCGGGCUCCGACCUCCUACCUCAGCUCCUGGACUUCGACGAAGCUCAGCGGCAGAAGGUGUUUGACGCCAAAGUGUUCUGCUGUGGCAUCUGCUUCACAGAGAAGCUGGGUGUAUCCUGCCUCUCCUUCAAGGAGUGCCAACAUGUCUACUGCAAGGCCUGCAUGACUGAAUACUUUGAGAUCCAGAUACGAGAUGGCAAUGUACGGUGUCUUAACUGCCCUGCACCCAAAUGCACUUCCAUAGCUACACCUUUACAGGUGAAGCAGCUGGUGGAUGAGGAGCUUUUUGCUCGUUAUGAUCGCUUGCUUCUUCAAUCCAGCCUGGACUUGAUGGCAGACGUGGUGUACUGCCCUCGUCAGGCCUGUGCCAGUGCUGUGAUGGUAGAACCAGACACCACCAUGGGCAUUUGCCCCACUUGCCAGUAUGCCUUCUGCACCCUCUGCAAGCUGGGCUAUCACGGCCUCUCUCACUGCAAAAUCACUGCUGAUGAAUUACGUGGCCUAAAAGACGAGUAUCUGUCAGCUAGCACUGAAGGCAAAAAGUUCAUGGAACAGCGUUAUGGAAAGAGGGUCAUCCAGAGAGCAGUGGAGGAGUCUUUCAGCACAGACUGGCUCAAAGAGAACUGCAAAUGUUGCCCUCGCUGCGGUACCAAUAUUCAGAAAGUGGAUGGCUGUAACAAGAUGACUUGUACUUCCUGUCGGCAGUACUUUUGCUGGCUGUGUCUGGGACAGCUUAGCAGAGUCAACCCCUACAGUCACUUCAAUGACCCAAAUUCACCUUGCUACAACCAAUUGUUCCAUGGAGUAGAUAUGGAGGAAGAAUAUGCCUUCUGGAGCGAUGAAGAGGACUGAUACAAGUGCAGCCCCUCCCUGCUGUGUGCUCCAUUUGAACGCACUUUAUUUAUCUUAACCUCACUUUAUUUCUUUUAAUUCAUUGUGCUCAUAUUAGAGCUCACACCAUCGGUUGAAUCAAGUUUCAGUAAAAUCAGGCUCACAGGUAUAUUUAAUUUGAUGGAGGAAUAUAUGAUAUUUUGCAUAUGGAUAGGAAUGAAGUCUGUUGGCUGCAGAAAAAAAGCUGUUGAAACAUUAGAUGUGGCUGUUGCUGUUUGAUAUUCCAACUGUAAAUCAAAGAAGGUUGAAUGAGUUCAUCUGGCUAAGUUUAUUGACAGAUAUGUUUUGUCACUCAACUCUGACAUCUUCACUCUAAAGUGAAUGCAGGUAUCCCCACCCUUAUAAACAAUACAGCGCAACACAGUUGCAUAACGACCGAAACCAAUGACCAGUUUCAUGUGCAAAUAUGGGUGUGACAUUAACUAGAGUUUCGAUGGCCAUGUGUACUAUUCAGAGGAUUUGGGAAUGUUUGCAAUCACAGCAUUGUAAGAUGGUGACAGAUACAGUGGCUUGCAAAAGUAUUCAUGCCCCUUGAACUUUUCCACAUUUUGUCACGUUACAACCACAAACAUAAAUAUAUUUUAUUGGAAUUUUAUGUGAAAGACCAACACAAAGUGGCACACAAUUGUGAAGUACAAAGAAAAUUAUACAUGAUUUAAAAAAAUUUUUACAAAUAAAAAAAUGAAAAGUGCGUUGUG
Lampris incognitus (smalleye Pacific opah) is the source of this 2373-nucleotide messenger RNA. It is a transcript of the gene rnf14, whose product is annotated as ring finger protein 14. Lineage: Eukaryota; Metazoa; Chordata; Actinopteri; Lampriformes; Lampridae. The record is from RefSeq and is a predicted model, not a curated record. The transcript has 11 exons. Bases 161 to 1636 code for a protein of 491 amino acids. Gene Ontology annotation, biological process: ubiquitin-dependent protein catabolic process; protein polyubiquitination; positive regulation of proteasomal ubiquitin-dependent protein catabolic process. Gene Ontology annotation, cellular component: cytoplasm; ubiquitin ligase complex. Gene Ontology annotation, molecular function: ubiquitin conjugating enzyme binding; ubiquitin protein ligase activity; zinc ion binding.